AUACUUGCAAGCGCAUGAAUCUUUCGAUGGUCACCACAACAAUAAUGGUAUCGAGCCAUCUACAAACUACGGAUAUACAGGUUUUUGUUUUGUUUUAAUGGCUCAAGAAACCGCUUGCUUCAGAAAGGUCACUCAGUGGAUCUUACGCACUUCGAGUCACAUCAAAAUGGACACGAGGCUUUUUGUAAUUGGGGUGUUGACCACGGCAUCAUGAUAACUGUCCCAAAGCUCGACUUAUAUACCAAACAUCGACUAAUCUCCACUUGUUCCCCGCUGAUGCAUAUCACGCUCUUAGAGUUCAUACUACACCCAUCAUGCCAUUUGCUGCAGUGGGAUCGAGUUUGAAGAUCACCGCAGAUGAAACACAAGCACUGAAGUCUUUGCCAGUAGCAGCACAGAUCACUGCAAAGAAAGCUAUACAGGGAUCCGUCGCAGAUCUGGGAAGGCUGGUCGAUUUUAUUUCGAUGCUCAAUUCUUCCCGUUACUGUUGCUUGGCGCCCAUCUUUCACGCUACGCUUAGUUCAAUUCAAGUACCAAACUACAUCAAUCCCAAGACUAUUCCUACCAUCAUGCGCGCCAAGUGGGCUCUCGUGGGAUUGGUGAAGAUCUCCACUGUUACCCCUUCAACUUAUGAUGACAUGGACGACCCCGUGACAAAGUAUCUCGUGAGGAGGUGGGACGACGCAUACCCUUGGAUGCGAUUCUUUGCUAGGAAUUGCCUCCCUCCUCCUUAUGAUGUCUCGGUUUCUCCUCCGCGCCCUGACCUUUGCAAUGUGUUCGAUGCUGCAAAAUUGUGCAUCACCCCGCUCUCAUUAAUCUGCACCAAAUCGGAAGAAGGGCGUCAUUUGCUUCGUUCUUCUGUUUCUGUCCAGCACUAUGUUGCACAGUUAUGGAUAUUGAUCGGAAACCUCAAGGGAGAUGUACUCCAAGGCGACCCUGGAACUACAUCGGAAGGCCUUAUCUCUAUGCUUCGGGCGUCUUUUGCUCUAACGAACCAUGUUUGCGUAUCUGAAUCUGAAGAUCCAAACAAAAUCAUUCUUCCUUUAUCGAAUUAUAUACAAGCUGCAGGAGGGGUGAAGCCCGUUGUCUUUACCCUUCUCAGAUACAUCCGUCGGAUUACCAGAGAUGCUGCUGCUGUAGAAGCACCUCGAUCGUGGACGCCAUCCGAUCGGAGUGUAAAUCAACUUCAUCUUUAUACUGACGCUUCAUGCCGCGAACAACUUAUCCGCCAAGGUUCGAUCCGCACGGUGGUAGGCGCGAUCACUGAGAUAUUGCCGAAGAUCUUGGUGCAAGCAAGCAAGGAGAUGGAUUUUCAUCCACAGCUGGGACUCGCGGGUAGGCAGAACGUUCUGUGGUCAGGGUACUCGUAUAUUGCAUCCGCUAUCCGUGAUGCAGAGGACGGGGUGACAGCUGCAUGUCAGGCAAUCGAUGCUGGAGUCCUUCAAAUCUUGGAGAAGGGGGUUGUUUGCCCACCUCACGCCGAUCGCCGCGAUCACCCCACCCGUGGACGCAUGGGCGACAUAGAAUUGCUCUUCCUUCUCGCCACGUUUUUCAUGUACCACAGGGUCGUUGAAUCAAUUUUCCGACACUGGAUUCGCAUGCAAAGUGCUCCUAUGCAAAAACGAGAGAUACGCGACAAAGGGUUGGGAGUCGCCCUCGAACUCGUUCUGACAUCUACUAUCGAUGCUAUGGACCAUCGCAGUGUAGAACCUAUUAACUUCCAUGAAUACAGGUGCAGUGGUCCAGGAUGUCCGAUGUGCACAUCCGAGUUUGUAAGCAAAAAGCGUCGGUGCUCAGGCUGCUUGGUAUCAAUAUAUUGCUCGGAGAAAUGUCAAAGGGCUGCUUGGCGCAAUGGACACAAGAGGUGGUGUCAAGUUCUGAGAUGCACCGUUGGGCCGUGGGGCUCACGCGAUAUUCGUACGAGUCUUCAAGUCAUCGCAGGCUUUGAAAACAGCGAGAUCUCGGGAAUGGCCAAAGAUGUGGAAACGCGCGUUCGUGAAGCACAGCAGCAGUUUCCUGCAUUCCGCGAUAGACUCGUGCUCAUGCUGGACAUGAGUGUGUAUCCGCCAGAAGUCCACGUGCUCCCUGUGCACAAGCUUGAGCAGUUUCCUGGAAAUGACCCCAUAUGGCCGGAGAUCGCUGAUGAGAUCCGCCAACGAAGCGAGUCGCCACCGAAAGGAUAUAUGUUUUCGGUGGUCAAGGUUAACCUGGGGAAGCCGAAGGUUACGCUGUUCAGCCCGAGCACAGCGUUGCGUAUGGCAUUUGAGGGCCAGUAUUUUUCGGAUGAUGAGAUAUCUGUAGAUGAAGAUGAAAUUGAUGAUUCAAAAACUCCAGGCCAUGAGGACUUGGAUCAUGGUUCAGAGUCAUUGGAUGAUGGAUAAGUGCUACGAUGUUUGACGGUCAUUAUGCUAUGUGUUCAGUUGCUUUCGUUAACUAUGACCUUCCUUUACUCUGUACAGAACACACGCAAUACCAAUCUUGUAGGUUGAUUGGGCUGA
Suillus bovinus is the source of this 2498-nucleotide messenger RNA. RefSeq lists its product as uncharacterized. The record is from RefSeq and is a predicted model, not a curated record. Lineage: Eukaryota; Fungi; Basidiomycota; Agaricomycetes; Boletales; Suillaceae. The transcript is spliced from 5 exons. The coding region runs from base 315 to 2381 and encodes 688 amino acids.